GUUAACUCUCACUGUUGAACGGUUUCAGUGGUUUCAUUCACGAGAACGUGAUUACGUUUACUUUCAGUUCAGUGCAGUUUGGAUUUAGAGCUUUACCAGAAUGCGGCUUCGAGUCUCUUGGCUACCGCUCCUCUUGUGCGGAGCUAUUUUCUUGAGUCAAACCGAAGCUCGAAGAGUUCGAGUGCAACCUGUACAUGAACCCGACGAAGAAGAAACCAUUCAAUACUACGCCGCCGAACCACAGGAUGAGGAAGAAGAACCACAGCCACGCCAACGAGUGGUUUUAGUAUCUACAGCCGAUCAAUAUAAUGGUCUCUAUGGCCAACCCACAGCUGCCUCGAGAAGCAGUCAAGACAAUUACCUGCCAUCCUCGCGUAAAUCUCUAGCUGCUCUUAGAGCCAAAGACACACCUAAAACGCCUCCUAUUCAAACAAUCAGAAACUACAACAAAGUGAACGAUGACGGUUCUUUCACAUUCGGGUACGAAGCAGCUGAUGGAAGUUUUAAGGAGGAAACGCGAGGUACUGAUUGCGUUGUCAGAGGCAAAUACGGCUACAUCGACCCUGAUGGCAACAAAAGAGAGUUCACGUACGUGUCGGGAAAUCCCUGUGAUCCCAACGCUCCGAAAGAAGAACCAGAAGCCGAACCAGAACGAGAAAACGAACCCGAAAAUGUACCAGCUAAUUACCCAAUACGACCAAUUCGACCCAUCCGACCUGUAACUAUUGCGCCAAAACCUGCAGUAACUUUGUUCCAGAAUAACUACGACCAAAGCGAGGAAGAACAACCGGAACCUGAGCAAGUGCUGAAACCACAACAGCCCGUUCGACGCCCACAAUACAUAUCGCGUCCACAGUACGUCCAGCAAACAGCAACUGAAGAAGCCCAGGUUUAUCAGAGACCUCAGAUUCUUUCCGCCACAACUCCAACUUCUUUGCUUUUGCAUAAACAGAGUAUUAAUAUUACGCCACGACCUGCCUCACCGACUCCGUCGACGAGGACGCAGCUUCCAGCUACGACGUACAGACCUCAACUUCUCCAAGUUGCGGUAACUCCAAGACCUUCUUUGUUGUAUACGACGAAGCAGUUGUCCUCGCCGUCUAGUACCGCUAUCCCGUCAAGAGGCAGUCUCGAUUUUGACGCGGAAUUCCAGAAAUUCCAACAAGAAAAUAAUAUUCUUGCUCCAACACCUACGCCAAAGACUUCAGCUACGGUAGCUAAGACAAAUAAACCAGCUACAACAUCACCAGCGACAGGAACCAACCCGGUUUAUUCGUCGGCUUUAAUCUUUGAUCCAUCUUCUGGUCAGUACAACACACAGUUGUAUCAGACCCUUCCUCAGACUGAAGGUGACAUUUCGUUAAGCCAACGUAUCCAGCCGUACGUGCAUCAGCCACAAAGACAGGUGCUCAAUUUGCAACAGCUACAAAGGCAGAGUCCUCUUUAUGCGCACGUAAGGCCUACGCCAACUCAAGAAAGCUAUCAACAGCAGCAAGCUGGGUUACAGUUCCAAAAUUCGGCACAGUUGUACGCACAGCAGAGAGCAAGACUACAGCAACAACAGCAGUCACAACAGGAGCCUCAGAGGCAGUCUGUGCAGUCACAGCCGGUGUACUACAUCCAGCCCUCCGUGGAUCAACCCUUGGCAAAUGGUCAGAUCGAUGCGUUCCUCAGAGGACACAAUAUCCAGUUUUAGUUAGUAUAGGUGUUUCAAAAGACUAGAAUCAUUGGACUGAUCAGCGUGAGGCAAGUGUAACCUCUACUUGUCAUGUUAGUGAAAGUGCUGCGAUAUCCACGAUAAACACGGUCACGCCCAAAUUAUGCAAUACUCAGUUUGCAUGCGCGAUUUUUUAACAUCGCGAGGUGUUGCUUUUCACUCUUGCACUGGGUGGCUUCGUUGCUGAUCUGCAUAACUUUCGUCAUUGUCUUGGCUUGGUUCAUUGUCAUUCCUUUCAAGGCCGUUCGCAACGCGCCCAUUGCGACCUUGGUAAUUCUAGAUUUUACUGUAGUACACUAUUUAUAUUUCGACUUUGAGAAUUGUGCCUUAUGUAAUAGAAAAAUUACCAAAUGUUAAUGUGGAAAUGAGCGGUCAUUAUUACGCGGUUAUAUUUGACGACUAGGUACUUGUACAUAACAGAUAUAGAGGUUUAGUCUUUACUCUUGAUGUAAUAAUAUAGUAUUAUUAUUAUAAUGUUUGUACUUUGUUAUGUAAGAACAUUAAUGAAAUAAAUAUUGUAUAUACUGAA
Messenger RNA from Zophobas morio, 2246 nucleotides. Its product is annotated as putative mediator of RNA polymerase II transcription subunit 12. Lineage: Eukaryota; Metazoa; Arthropoda; Insecta; Coleoptera; Tenebrionidae. The transcript is spliced from 3 exons. The record is from RefSeq and is a predicted model, not a curated record. Bases 101 to 1696 code for a protein of 531 amino acids.